AUGGUCAUUUGCAAGGACAUCACUGGGACCUCUAAAGGAUUUGUGGUGCUCAUCCCCAAGUUUCAGAGGCCCUUUGAGGGCCCAUACUUCAUGUGGACUGAGGUGGACCCUGGAGGAAGAUGGAGUUACGUGGAGGACCACCCCUCCUCACCUCCUGGAAGAGAGGAAAGCAAAUUGCUAAAUUCUUUUGGAUCUGCCUCAGUCUUGACACACAGCAGUUCGGGAAAUAGCCUAAAGUGCCCAGACACCACAGAAUCACUGAAUUCUUCCACGUCCAAUGGGACAAGUGAUGCUGACCUUUUUGAUUCACAUGACAACAGAGACGAUGAUGGGGAGGCAGGGUCAGUGGAGGAGCACAAGAGUGUUAUCAUGCACCUCUUGUCACAGGUUAGGCUUGGAAUGGAUCUUACUAAGGUAGUUCUUCCAACAUUUAUUCUUGAAAGACGAUCUCUUUUAGAAAUGUAUGCAGACUUUUUUGCACAUCCGGACCUGUUUGUGAGCAUUAGUGACCAGAAAGAUCCCAGGGAUCGAAUGGUUCAGGUUGUGAAAUGGUACCUCUCAGUGUUUCAUGCAGGAAGGAAAGGAUCAGUUGCCAAAAAGCCAUACAGCCCCAUUUUGGAUGAAAUCUUUCAGUGUCACUGGACAUUACCAAAUGACACUGAAGAGAACACAGAGCUAGUUUCAAAAGGACCAGUUCCCUGGGUUUCCAAAAACAGUGUAACAUUCGCAACUGAGCAGGUUUCCCAUCAUCCACCCAUUUCAGCCUUUUAUGCUGAAUGUUUUAACAAGAAAAUCCGAUUCAAUGCUCAUAUCUGGACUAAAUCAAAAUUCCUUGGGAUGUCAAUUGGGGUGCACAACAUAGGACAAGGCUGUGUCUCGUGUCUAGACUAUGAUGAGCAUUACAUUCUCACGUUCCCUAAUGGUUAUGGAAGGUCUAUCCUCACAGUGCCCUGGGUGGAAUUAGGAGGAGAGUGCAAUAUUAAUUGCUCCAAAACGGGUUAUAGUGCAAAUAUUGUCUUCCACACUAAACCUUUCUAUGGAGGCAAGAACAGAAUCACUGCUGAGAUUUUUUCUCCGAAUAAUAAGAAGUCUUUUUGCUCAAUUGAAGGGGAAUGGAAUGGUGUAAUGUAUGCAAAAUAUGCAACAGGAAAUACGGUCUUUGUAGAUACCAAGAAGUUGCCUAUAAUCAAGAAGAAAGUGAGGAAGUUGGAAGAUCAAAAUGAGUAUGAGUCCCGCUGCCUUUGGAAAGAUGUCACUUUCAAUUUAAAAAUCAGAGACAUUGAUGCAGCAACUGAAGAGAAGAACAGACUUGAAGAAAGACAAAGAGCAGAAGCCCAAGAAAGGAAAGAGAAGGAAAUUCAGUGGGAGACAAGGUUAUUCCAUGAAGAUGGAGAAUGCUGGGUUUAUGAUGAACCAUUAUUGAAACGUCUUGGUGCUGUGAAGCAUUAGGUUGGGAAACACAAAAGUUUACACCUGAUGACCAGGGCAAGUUGUCCUAAUUAAGCAACAAUCUUCCUUUGGGAGAACCUAUCACUCCCUCCUUAUUGCAGUGGUUCCUAUCUCAGGGAUACUGGACUUUCUGAUGCAGAUGAACAAUUAAAGCCGGAAAAGCUUCCCUUUCUCUAUGGCAGUUAAGAUUUUGACUUCAGCCCUGAGAAUAUGUUAGGUUUUGAAACAAGAUGUCUGCUCCUUUUCCAGACCCCAUGCUUUGAAAAGUUUCACACUCUGCACUCUUGUUCUGCUGUUAAGACAUGACAUGCAAACUCCUACUUACUUACUUCCUGGUUCAUAUAAUCUCUUGGGUUCUAUAUAUACAAAUAUAUACACAUAAAAAUAUACCUGAUGGCAGAUUUUUCAUAAAUAUUCCAUCUAUUGUAAAUAUUGGUUCCUCAGAGUUGUUUUAGAAAAUUAGUGCAAUGUAUUAAAAUCAAGUGUU
Sciurus carolinensis (gray squirrel) is the source of this 1936-nucleotide messenger RNA. RefSeq names its product oxysterol-binding protein-related protein 9-like. The record is from RefSeq and is a predicted model, not a curated record. Gene Ontology annotation, cellular component: intracellular membrane-bounded organelle; membrane; cytosol. Gene Ontology annotation, molecular function: sterol binding. NCBI's taxonomy places the organism in Eukaryota, Metazoa, Chordata, Mammalia, Rodentia, Sciuridae.